Molecule: messenger RNA, 1475 nt
Organism: Habropoda laboriosa
Lineage: Eukaryota; Metazoa; Arthropoda; Insecta; Hymenoptera; Apidae
Product: KH domain-containing, RNA-binding, signal transduction-associated protein 3-like
Exons: 9
Coding region: 132-1433 (433 amino acids)
Biological process (GO): regulation of alternative mRNA splicing, via spliceosome
Cellular component (GO): nucleus
Molecular function (GO): mRNA binding
Source: RefSeq, a predicted model, not a curated record
CCAUUGCAACUGUGCUGCAAAGACGCGUCGCACGUGAAUAAUAUUCUCUAUUAUAUUUAAUUAUUUAAUUAACGAAAUUACUAUAUUUUCAUUUGAUUUCUUCCGAAAUUUCUAAUAAAACGGUGAUAAUCAUGAGCGACCGACCGAGUAACGGUGAAUAUAAAUAUCAAAGGGACGAAAAUACCGAUUCAAAGGUAAGAACAUCGUCUGAAAAGGACCGCGAUGAAAAGGAGCAUCAAGUUGAUAAGGCCGGGGAAUAUGUCCGGGAGCUUCUGCAAGAAAAAGUUGAAUUGGAUUCGCAGAAAUGGCCUAAUGCAACCAGACUAAUCGAUCAAGAAAUUCAAAAAACUCAAGCUAUUGGAAAACCAGUUAGGGAUCCAAAAUACGUGGAUAUUUAUCGUGAAAAACCGAUUCGCGUUUCGGUUAAAGUAUUAGUACCUGUUCGGGAGCAUCCAAAGUUUAAUUUUGUUGGAAAAUUAUUGGGACCGAAAGGUAAUUCUAUGAAACGUUUGCAAGAAGAAACCAUGUGUAAGAUGGCAGUAUUGGGAAGAGGAUCUAUGAAAGAUCGUCAAAAGGAAGAAGAAUGCCGUAUGUCUCUGGAUCCGAAAUACGCACACCUAUCAGACGAUCUACACGUCGAAAUAACAGCGCUCGCGCCGCCAGCAGAGGCUUAUGCGCGUAUUGCGUUUGCUUUGGCCGAAGUUCGAAAGUACCUAAUUCCUGAUAAUAACGAUAACAUACGCCAGGAGCAAAUGCGUGAAAUGGAAAUGAGUAUGGGGGAUGAUCCAUCAAGUGCCGACGACAGAAGACCUUCUGUGAGAGGUGUGCCAGGUGGUGGUGGUGGUGGUGGCGGUGGUGGUGGUAUAUUAAGGCCGACUGCAAGACCUACGAUGCCUCGAUCUUCACGAACGGCGAUACUACCUCCGCCUUCCAGUCGUGGACCUGUUUCACGUCCUGUGUCAGCGAAAAGCAAAGUAUUUUCUAUCUUGGAUCGUGCUAGAGUCGCCAUGGAUCAAAGUUAUGGUUAUGAGACUGCUACUCCACCUCCGAGCAAUCGCGUUGGAUCACAUCACGAUUACGAUUACCACUCAUCGACAGGCAGCAGUAGCAGAUAUGGAGACCGGCAUUAUACAUCGGGCUCAGGAGAUGAUAUAUAUCCUUCCUCGAGGUACACAACUUACGAGUACGAAGACGACUCUGUUCCGCAUUCUUCGCACGACUACUACGAAACGUCUGAAUAUCCAGAGGAAUCAUCGAGCCGCGCAUGGAAAUCGUACAAGACGACGACGACAUCGGGCUCAAGCUCGCGCUACCGCAACGCUCCGUAUUCACGACCUUCCAACUCUAAACCGUUGACGUGUAAUCUUCCUAACUCACGACGUCCUGUGGUGCCUGCGAUGCCAAAACAAAUAACCGAUCGAGAUCGUCUUUAAAUGAAAACGGAGGUACGGAGAGACUAACACGGUAAACGAUAC